Messenger RNA from Mangifera indica (mango), 1483 nucleotides. RefSeq names its product protein SHORT HYPOCOTYL IN WHITE LIGHT 1. The coding region runs from base 217 to 807 and encodes 196 amino acids. The transcript has 4 exons. Lineage: Eukaryota; Viridiplantae; Streptophyta; Magnoliopsida; Sapindales; Anacardiaceae. The record is from RefSeq and is a predicted model, not a curated record. Gene Ontology annotation, biological process: negative regulation of photomorphogenesis; regulation of abscisic acid-activated signaling pathway.
AGGAGAAAUUUGCGACGCGGCACCUAUGAAGUCUCCAUUAAAUUUUCCGUCACAGUCGCGCCUUGGCCACCACCAUGUAUCACUGAUGACUAAAACCUCCCCACUUGUUCCGUUGGCCGUCGCAGCUUAAUUGACCCGCCGCAAAUCCUUUCAGCAAUCACAGCGUGCGAUCUAUGUUUCACGCCCCAAUUCCACCUGAAACCGAACCUCACCGCCAUGUCUUUCGCAGUCACUGUAUCAUCUCCCUCUCUGUUACUACUCCUCCCAAAAAAAUCUUACUUCCGCAGUUAUCCAAAAUUCCUCACAUUUCGAAACCUAAAUCCUCUCCAAGCUUCUAGAGGAACAUCUAAUUUCCCUCAGGGGAGUGAAAGUCUUGUGGAUGAUCCACGCAAUUGGAGCCGUCGGAUCAGUCAACGGUUUGAUGAAGAUUAUGGUGAUAACGAUGAUGAGGAGGACGAUGAAGAGGAGGAAGAUAGGAGUCUGGAUCUUUUAGUUAGAUUUGUUGAGAAUGUAUUCAACAAGGUUUCUAGAAGAGCUAGAAAGGCUGCACGCUCUGUUUUGCCGCUUUCAAUCUCGACCAAGCUGGUGGGAUUUUCUGUUAAUGGAGUUCUGAUUCUUGCAUUUUUGUGGGUUUUGAAGGCAUUUCUGGAGGUGGUUUGCACCCUUGGAAGUGUAGUCUUUGUGAGCAUAUUGCUUAUACGUGGUGUUUGGACUGGGCUAACCUAUUUACAAGAAAGCCGCAGUCAUCGUGUGAAUAAAAUUGAUGACGAGAAGCAUGCAUGGACCGGUGCUCAACCUGCAAGUUGAUACAUCCAUUUACAUAAUUAAUUGCUAAAAAAAAUGGUUCCAAACAUAAAUAAUACCAACCUUAGUUUGAGGAACGCUAGCAAAGCUUUCCAUCUUUGAAAAAUAUCUAUUGUUGUAAUUGAUAAUAAUGUAGGAACACAGGGAUUGCUUUGUGUAUUAAGAUCCAGAGGAAGCUAUUUGAUUUUAUAUUGAUUGAGUAGUGUAUAUAAAAGCAAGGAAAAAAUUUAAGCAGUAUGCACAAGGAUAGAAAUUCCCCCUAUGGAUUCACACAUCAGGUAAACUUAUGAAUUGUUUAUUACAAAUUUUGACAAGGUUCCUUAAUCUUCAUGUAUUUUAGUUCUUUUACUUGGUUUUUGCUUUUUGAACAGAUAUUGAGAAGUUGUAUUUUACAUUUAUUAACUGAGAAGAGCAGCAAAUACAUAUCAAGGGUAGCCUUCAUGGUUUUGCUUUAUUAUUAUAUUGUGCCAGAAGAUCCCAUGGGAAUUGAAUGCUUCCUUCUGACUUAUAUUGCCCUUGACUGUAAAAAAAUUCCUUAGAAUAUCUGGUUAUUGCUUAAAAUGGUUGUUUCAUUUCUCUGUCCUAUGUUCUCAAAACAGCCCUUGGAACUCAGAAAGCUUGUUCUUAUAUUGAUGUACAUUUAUUAAAUGUGAUUCAAGAUUUGGUAUUUAUGUUAAAA